Molecule: messenger RNA, 2554 nt
Organism: Laetiporus sulphureus 93-53
Lineage: Eukaryota; Fungi; Basidiomycota; Agaricomycetes; Polyporales; Laetiporaceae
Product: P-loop containing nucleoside triphosphate hydrolase protein
Exons: 9
Coding region: 248-2404 (718 amino acids)
Biological process (GO): transmembrane transport
Molecular function (GO): ATP hydrolysis activity; ATP binding; ATPase-coupled lipid transmembrane transporter activity
Source: RefSeq, a predicted model, not a curated record
CAAUCUCGCUCAUUCCCGACCGUCAUAAUUGUUUGGAGCCCAUGCUGUUCGUCGCGCCCAAUCUUUCUCGGUACAUCCUUCCCUUAAGUUGAUUCCUGCCCGCCGUCACUGUCGCAGCAUCGCAUCUUACGGAACAGCCGUAACAAAAAGACCUCUGACGUGAGAUGAACCAUCCACAGCAUCCUCGAACGCUCAUAUACUCUCUUCGCACGUAUGGUCUGCCCUGCUCAUCCGUCGGUCCCGCACCAUGACUCUGAGGCUCCGUUUCCACUCAUGGCGAUAUUUACCUCCAGAGCUAUGCUUUCCCCAGGCUGCUCAGUGUGCUCCCCGCACCGAAGAGCGCACUCACCACGUGAAAUCGGAAUAUCACGAUCCGAGUGAAGCGUUCUACCGAGCUUGGUUAGCAUCCCGGACGCCACUUGCUGGCUCUGAUGCCUUUCUUCCACCAGGCGCUCAUCGGCCUCUGUCUGCUCAUCAAAUCAAGCUUGCCUACCAGAUUGUCAAGUUGUGCGGAUAUGAUACAUUUGCGCUAAUCUGGGUGUUGCACCCUUGGAGGUUUCUUCUAAUGAUCAUUGUUCAAUUACUACGCGGAGUCCUCCCUGCAUUCAAAGGGUAUUCGCAGGCAUCGAUCAUAAACGAGUUCCAGUCUUUCAUGACCUCGGGAGAGUACACCUUGAGCCACUUGCUGAGCAGCAUUCUCUUCGAACUCAUCCGAAUUGGAUUUGAGACCGUGCUUGAUUCAUUCGCUACUGCAAAUGAGGAGCUUGUACAAAGUUCAAUACAAUUUCUUCUGGAACACAAACAGAUCGAAACGCGCCUCCGAUUGGACGUUCCGACACUGGCGGAUCCAGUCGUUCGUGAUCUCCUACAAGAGUCUGAUUUCUUCGUGCGCUCGUUCGGUAGCAUGUCCAGCUUCGGGCUCUUCUCGAUGUUCGACAUCACGCGUAUCCUGACGCUCAUCUCGGAGCUCGUAUCCCAUCUCUUCAUCUUAUCGUCUUUGACGCGCAGCAACAUGAGUGAUGCCGUCCUCAUAACCUGUGUUCUGGCGUCGGCGGUUCCUUCCUUAUUCCCGUGGUUAGCAACAGGUCGCACGAUGUUUGAGGACUUGGAUGACCCACACGAGCUUCGGCUACUAGCCAAGCAAGAGAAGAUGCGUGCGCUAGCUUAUAGCGAUGCGCUUCGUCAAGAGGUCGUCUUCUUUGGUCUCGGAUCAUGGAUAUUACGAGGUUGGGCUCAAGCGCGGAUGGCACUGCUCAAAGCAGAGCGGUCGCAGUCCAAGCAAAGCGCAGAAUUUACUUCACAACUGCUUUCCCGAGUCGGCAUCUCGGACCUCUCAGCAGCUGUACAGAAUAUGCUGCUUAUGUUACUUGUGAAGACAUCACCGGCUUCCCUUGGGACUUUUACGCUGUAUCGAAAUUCGGUGCAAGCUCUUUUUCUCACAAUUGCGGCACUGAUCCAUUCCCUGAGGAUGGCGUACCAAGCGAUCUUCUUGAUGAGUGCAUAUUGGGCCGCGACGACCGUCAAAGCUCAUCUGAGACCGACGGCAAGCCAAAGAAUGAAUUAUGAAUGCUCCUGCAAAGGCAUGGAGCUACAAGUGAAAAACCUUUCGUACACUUAUCCGGGGUGCAUACAUCCAGUCUUGAAUGGCGUAAACCUAACCAUACGAGCGGGAGAGACCCUUGCUAUCGUCGGAUACAACGGAUCUGGCAAAUCGACGCUGGCGAAAGUCUUGCUACGGAUCGUCGACUUCGACAGCGGCCAGCUGCUUGUUAACAGGGUAGACAUCAGGAAGUACGACCCGGACGACUAUCACACACACUGCACCGCCGUGUUCCAGGAUUUCUCCAAAUUCAAUGCUUCGGCGCAGGAAAACAUCGCGGUCGGAUUUAUUGAUGAGAAGCGCAACCGUGCAGCCAUUGAGAGUGCCAUCCGUUUGGGCUGCGCGACACAGAUCGUGUAUUCGCUGCCUCAGGGUCUCAAGACGAAGCUGGAUGUGAUCAGCGAUGAAGCAAAUUCGUUCAUGGCCAGAGACAGUUGCGUGAACAAUUCUCGCAGCUUCCCACAGCAUGGAUUAUCUGGUGGCGAGUGGCAGAGGAUUGCUCUCUCCAGGGCAUUCAUGAGAGCUCAACGACCUGAAGUCGAGCUCAUCGUCUUCGACGAGGCGACUUCAUCUCUGGACGCCCAUGCACAGAACCGUAUAUUCGAUAGCAUCGACAAGGUUACCCACUCGUCCGACGGGAAACGGACUAAAACCGUGAUCUUCAUCACUCAUCGCCUUUCCACGGCUCGUCGUGCGGACAAGAUCGCCAUGAUGGAGCAUGGGACCAUCACCGAGUUCGGCACCCAUGAAGAGCUUCUUAGGAGGGAUGGCCAAUAUGCAGCGUUGUAUCGAGCGUCCACCUGAUUAGACGGUGCGAAUAGAGCAUUCUCAUAAAGGUAUUCGUAAUUAUCGUAAUUCCCAUCACGCCUGUGGUGAUUCUCACUGCAUAUGCGCAUUUGUUUGUGACUUUUGUUCACGUACGACACGAUGCCACCAAGACUCAGUGAACGUGCA